Molecule: messenger RNA, 486 nt
Organism: Chenopodium quinoa (quinoa)
Lineage: Eukaryota; Viridiplantae; Streptophyta; Magnoliopsida; Caryophyllales; Amaranthaceae
Product: MADS-box protein FBP24-like
Exons: 4
Coding region: 1-486 (161 amino acids)
Biological process (GO): positive regulation of transcription by RNA polymerase II
Cellular component (GO): nucleus
Molecular function (GO): protein dimerization activity; RNA polymerase II cis-regulatory region sequence-specific DNA binding; DNA-binding transcription factor activity, RNA polymerase II-specific
Source: RefSeq, a predicted model, not a curated record
AUGGGAAGGGGAAAGAUAGAGAUGAAGAGGAUAGAGAACAGGACUAAUAGGCAGGUGACCUACUCGAAGCGACGACAAGGGCUAAUGAAGAAGACCAAAGAGCUUGCCAUUCUUUGUGAUGCUCAAAUUGGUCUAAUCAUCUUUUCUGGAACUGGAAAACUUCAUACUUUUCCUGAAUCUUCCAACAGCAGUCUAGAGCAAACCAUACAGAGGUAUUUGAAUGUUCAAGGCAUUCAGCUCCCAGUACAGGAUAAUCGGGCAGAACUAUUUUCGGAGCUGCAAGCGUUAAGGGAAGCCAUUCACAACGCCGAGCAAAGCAUAAGGAACUACUUGGGUGAGGAUUUGGGUCCUCUACCCCUUGAGGACUUGCAUAAACAUGAACAAAAGCUUGAGUCUUCCUUGAAUGUUGUUCGAGUUCGAAAGAACCAGCUCAUGCAACAGCAAAUGGAAAAUCUUCGCAGAAAGGUUAUUCAAAUUAAUAAAUGA